UAUUAGAAGGAUUCAAAAAAAAAAUCUGGCUGCACUGCCCAUUUUUGAUGUGAAGUGUACUAUGCUGGAAUGGAACGCAUGGAAAUUAGAAUAAUGAAUCAGUGUGCGUGAAAGGAAUUGAGUACCGUUAUUUUUCUUCGUGAAUCAGCUCAGUUGUUUGCGUCGUGUCUUUCGGAGUAUACAUUUGAAAGCCGGUCGAGUUAUUUUGAUCUUCUGGGGAAAAACGGAAAACCAAUUUCAUUGUUGUGAAGGGAGUGCAUUUCAGAAAGAUUUUUGUUUGGUGAAAACAAUACGAAAAUGAGUGGAUCGUGGCGUGAGAGCGACAUUUCAUCGCCAGAAGAGUCGUUUGAAAAAGAUGAAAGUGUUGAGAAUGGGAAAAUGGCUGAAGAAGCUGCGAUGGCAAUGCCUGUGUUGGAUAGUGCUCGUGGUGCAUUGAAAAAGGCAAAACAAGUGAAAGCAAAACGGGGAAAAGCCGCUUCGAAAUGGCUUUCAGGAUCAUGGCCGCUUCAACAGUUUGAUGGGGAAUUGCCUCUGAAUAAACGUAAAGCCGAGUGGAUACGGUUCCGGAACCAGUUUGAGCGAAUCGUCGCCUGUAAGGAACCAGUUGAUCCCGUUGUGCAGCUGACGGGAUUGAAAAUAUUUGCCGGCAGUUACCUACUGAGCGUAAUCGAAGCUCAUGAAAAUUUGCUGGUUGGUGCGGAUAACAUUUACAGCGCUACGAUCACAGCGCUGAACAGGUAUUUUGAUCAAACUUGCGACUAUACUAAGGAGAGGAUGAAGUUCCGAGAAAUGCGAAUGGUUGCUUCUGAGCCUUUCGUUGACUGGGUGUUGCGAUUGGAAAAUCAGGCAAAGUUUUGUGAGUUCGAUCCUGAGCAACGUUAUGAAGAAUUCUCCCAGGCGCUGAUCAGGCGCUCUGUGCCGGAAAUCGCAACCAAGCUUUUUGAAAUGAGCGAUGUGUUUCACAACGAUCUUGAGCGGAUUAUGGCCCACGGUAGACACCUUGAUUAUAUCCGACUGAAAACAGAGGAGGUUAAACUAAAUGCAAAGGUAGAAACUAGCACCAAUGCAGAGGGUGUGAAUGAAGCGAAUUUGAUGAAGCCUGUUAACGCAGUAUUCAAUCAGAUGUCCGGAUCAAGUUCAAUGCGCUAUGGUUCUCGUCGUGAAUCACACUCGAAGGGGAAUGGUGCAGUUCGGUUCCGUAACGUGGGUAUGCGUAAUGGAUCAGGACACUAUAGCGCUAACAACCGCAAUUGCUCGAAAUGCGGAAGAAUCCACGGCUUCAAGGAGUGCAGGGCUCAUCGCGUCAAAUGCUACGCAUGUGGAAAAGAGGGUCAUUUCGCUAAGUUUUGUUUCUCAAGAACCAAAGACGAUCUACAGAAUAAACGAGGACGCGUUGAAGGUGGCGAAACGUAUAAAUCUGAGGUUGGAAGGAUCAAUCAGGUAAGAUAGAUUGAUCGGUGAUUAUUUGGGGGUGCACAGAAUGGUCUCUAGGAUAAACAUGCCAAAACAAUAAAGAAAAAUUUCAAAUGAAA
This is a messenger RNA of Aedes aegypti (yellow fever mosquito), 1532 nucleotides long. RefSeq lists its product as uncharacterized. Lineage: Eukaryota; Metazoa; Arthropoda; Insecta; Diptera; Culicidae. The coding region runs from base 298 to 1449 and encodes 383 amino acids. The record is from RefSeq and is a predicted model, not a curated record. Gene Ontology annotation, molecular function: nucleic acid binding; zinc ion binding. The transcript is spliced from 2 exons.